Moneuplotes crassus is the source of this 1285-nucleotide messenger RNA. The record is from the annotation of a GenBank genome assembly. Lineage: Eukaryota; Ciliophora; Spirotrichea; Euplotida; Euplotidae.
AUGGAAAGUAGUCAGAAGUGUCGGGCUUGCUUUAGUUUCAAUCCUCAAUCAUACUUUUGUUUCAAAGGACUUGUCAUAUGCUCGUUGUGUGUCAAACAAAUAAAACAAGAGUUUUCAGGGCUUGAUAGCAUGCAGAGUGAUACCAAGAAUCAAGAUCAUCUAGUCCAAACGAUAGAACCAAACAAGAAGCUCAGAAUAGAUGACAGCAUGCAAGCAAUAUGACAGACAUUAGAGCAUGUCUUUGUAUCAUUAGAAUUCAUUGUUAAAAAUAAAGUUGCAUUGAACAAGAAUGAGGAUAAGCAACCUUCAAAUAAAAAUAGUCACCAUCUAGGCAAACUCAACGAACAUUUAGCAGCCAUAAAGUCUCUAACCAAGCAAUUGAUUUCAGCCAGCAGUGAAGUUUGUUCAGAAGCAAUGGAGUCUUGUUUCAAGUCAAGAACACGCAACUUCAACAAAGUCUUGCAAAGCAGAGCAUCUGUUUGACGACAACUCAGAGUUGAGGCAGAUUAUGACAAGUUUUGCAAACAAAUGACUCAAACUAUGCUGGCAAACAUUGCACCCGAGCCAAGACCGAAUUAUUCUUGGAAAGAUUCCGAAGCUGAUCCUUCAGAGUUUGUCAUUUCCACUCCUAACCAAUGUCAGUUUGUAAAAUCAUUUAAUCUUCCUCUUGAUUGAGAAUAUACAAAAUUUUUCAUAGAAUCAGAGCUUAUGAAUACAAAAUUAAUGGCAAAGUUUGCUAAAAGUUUGAUUCCUUGUUCUAUCGAAUCAUUAAGAAUCAACAUCAAUUGUAAUAUAGUCAAGAUAAAACCAUAUUUUAAAGAAAUAUUGAGCGUAAGUCAUAAAAUCCAAGGGCAGAUUGAGUUCAUGUUCUUUGAGUUCACCCAUAAAGAACUUCUAAGGACCUUCAGGGCUUUUAGACAUGUCAAAAGUUUGAAGUUUACAUUAUGACACCUAAAACUUGAUAAAACUGCUGACCUGUCAUUGGCGUUGAAAGGAACCAAAAUCACAAAUCUGAGUCUCCUAAGUUGUAGUAGAUACUCUGGCUGGGAAAACAACCCUGAGCUGUUUUUAAGACUUAUUGAAACCUUAGGCAGCUCUCAGGAUUUGAAGAAGAGUUGUCAACAGAUCUGAUGUUCUAGAUAUUCAAGACGGCAAGAAGACAACGAGUUUUUGUCUAAAGCAUUGAAAUCUUGUGGGUUUAAUUGAGGUUUUUACUGAGAAAGUUAAGUUUUGUUAAUACUCAUGGUUUUAAGCAUUAAAAUAUAUAAUUACUUUUCAGUUUAUG